This is a messenger RNA of Pyricularia grisea, 2687 nucleotides long. RefSeq lists its product as uncharacterized. Gene Ontology annotation, molecular function: ATP binding; protein binding; protein serine/threonine kinase activity. The coding region runs from base 281 to 2353 and encodes 690 amino acids. The record is from RefSeq and is a predicted model, not a curated record. Lineage: Eukaryota; Fungi; Ascomycota; Sordariomycetes; Magnaporthales; Pyriculariaceae. Gene Ontology annotation, cellular component: nucleus. The transcript has 6 exons. Gene Ontology annotation, biological process: protein phosphorylation; mitotic DNA damage checkpoint signaling.
CUGUUCUUGACCCGCAAAAACAAUCGUCAGAGCAUACAGCCUUGCCGCCUUGUGCUGCGCUGACCUGGCUAAACCGAGUCCUUUUAGUCCUAACCCAAGGUCACCUGAGGCGAGGCACCUUGCCCAGGCCAAGCAGAUCGUAUCCUACCUUACCUACCGGGCCUACCACUACCUAAUACCUUGCCCAUCAGCUAGGCAACAUCCGUCUUAAGCAAGUAAUCGUUUGCCAACGCACAAAGCAAGCAACACACGCAAUCACCUCGCCUCGCUGCCUGAUAACAUGGUUCCACGCGCUGAGGGAAGCCAAUUGAAGAGGGCUCGGCCCUCUACUGCCGAUUCGGAGGGAGAGUCUUUUAAGAAACCUCGCAGGUCGGAACGUACAGCUCACAAGACAGACGAAUCUACCGUGCAACCGAAAACCCCCGUGUCCACCAAGCAGCAACUGCCGUCCCCCAUCACGCACAACCCUACCGAGGACAGCUUCGAUGCCUACAAGGAAGGGACUGUAACACCGCCCGAGGGUCGCCCGAGCCAGGUCGCACAUCGCUCUCCAGUCCAGGGCUUCUCCUCGCCACCACAGGAUACGCAAGCAACACAAGCUAUUCCCUCGCAGGUCGUUGAUCCGAACGCCGCGCUUUCCGAUGAGGUUGAAGAUGAGGUGAAGGAGGGUGUCUGGGGCUACCUCUUUCCUCUCGAUACCAGAUAUGGCGGGAAAUGUGUCGUUUUGAGAAAGCGUGGUUCCUGCCCUAUGCCUGACACGAACGGCAAAAGCGACGACAAGCCAUGCGAUAAAGCUGCGAAGGGCUUCCCAUCGGGUGGUUACUUGAUCGGACGGCAUCCGGAAUGCGAUAUUGUGGUUGACGACCCCAUCGUCUCGAAUCGACACUGCCUCAUAUUUGCCGAGCAUAAGGGUAACGACACAGUCGUCAUUCUUGAGGAUCUGUCCAGCAACGGCACCUUUGUCAACGAGGCCAUAGUCGGUCGCAACCAGCGGAGGGAGCUUUUGGAGCAAGAUGAGAUCGCUGUAAAGGAUACGGCUCGUUUUAUAUUCCGUUAUCCUAAAUAUCGCCAAACCAGCGCAUUCUCGCAGCAGUACACUCUGUUGGGCAAGCUCGGCAAAGGGCACUUCGCUGAAGUCUUCGCAUGCGUCGAAAAAUCGACAGGGCAGCGUUAUGCGGUCAAAAUAUUCUCCAUGGUCCCUGGUUUGGAAGAACGGUCCAGGACAGAAGGACUCCAGCUGGAGAUUGCUGUACUGAUGGGCGUCAGCCAUCCCAAUGUGCUAUGCUUGAAGGAUACCUUUCACGAGGGCAACGCGGUGUAUCUGGUGCUUGAGCUGGCCCCGGAAGGCGAACUCUUCAACUUUAUUGUCAUGAAACAAAAGCUCACAGAGGCUGAGACUCGGAAACUGUUCACUCAACUUUUCCACGGAGUCAAGUACUUGCAUGACCGAAACAUAGUCCACCGCGAUAUCAAGCCGGAAAACAUUUUGCUGGUUGACAAGGACCUGCACGUCAAAAUCGCCGAUUUUGGACUUGCUAAAAUCAUCGGCGAGGAGUCGUUCACGACAUCCCUGUGUGGCACACCGAGCUACGUUGCACCCGAGAUUCUCGUUGAUGGCCGGCAUCGCAAGUACACCAAAGCCGUUGACGUAUGGUCAUUGGGCGUUGUGCUUUAUAUCUGCCUGUGCGGAUUUCCACCAUUCUCGGACGAAUUAACCAGCGAAUCAUUCCCUUACACCCUCACUCAGCAAAUAAAGAGGGGCAUCUUUCACUACCCGUCUCCAUACUGGGACUCGGUCGGUGAUCCAGCAUUGAGCUUGAUCGACUGUAUGCUUGUCGUCGACCCAGAAAAGAGGUAUACCAUCGAUCAAUGCCUGGCUCACCCAUGGAUGACGCAAGCGCCACCCUCUGUUCACGACAGCACGGAUGGUCUCGUCGGCGGUUUCGCCGGUCUUGAAGUAAACAGACGUGGCAUUGUCCGGGAGAGGACAUUGCUCUCCUCGAUCAACUCUGUUCAAGUCACACGUGUACCUGCAGGCCCAGACCAAGAACCAGUCAAGGUUUUCAUUAAGAACCCUAAAGAUGGCAAAGUAAAGGGCGCACCAGAACCGGGGCCAUCCCAGAAUCGACGUCCAGAUGAGUUCAUCGAGAUGGGCGGUAAAGGAGACCAGGCCUUGUUUGGCCAUGACGGUGGGAGUAACUAUCCUUCAGCCGAUAUCGCCUCUCAAAAGACCGCCAUAAGUCGGCCUGAAGCCAAUGGCGCAGAGACUCGUAAGGAUUACGAAGUCAAAGAAACAAACGCGAAUGGAAAGAACAAAGAGCCCACGGCGAAAGGCAAGGGCAAGGAACAGUGAUCUGUGGAAUAACUACAUCCGCAGCAGAUGAGUUGAAAAGCUCGCAUGGGCACGACACCUAGCUUGUAAACUUUUAGAUAACAGUCCCGGAUGUUGACUGUAGCUUGAUUUAUGUUUGGUGUUACAAGGAGUGGGAGGGAUAUCAAGUUUGGAGUUCGUCAUAACCUGAGCAUGAUGGGAAGUAUUUGGGCCACAUUUACUGUUGCUGUCAACCUCGGAUUCUGUUCAUAGUUCUUUUUUUUUCUUUUUCUUUUUCUUUUUUUAAAUCCACUCUGGCGGCCGCCAGGAAUUUAUUGUAUUAUGAAAAAUUGUACAGCUCGGAUGUUAUUGCAGU